GUGGUGCCGGCGGCUCGGGGCCGUGGCGCGGCCGCUGCGGCGCCGGCUGCUGGGCGGGCGCUGAGGGAGCCCCGGGGGCGGCGCGGCCGGGCCUCCAGGCUUUUCUUCUCCAGCCCGGAGGACGCGGCUGGGGCACGAAGACCUUGUGUGGACAGUAAUGACCUCACGUUUCCGAUUGCCUGCUGGCAGAACCUACAAUGUCCGAGCAUCAGAGUUGGCCCGAGAUAGACAGCACACAGAGGUGGUUUGCAACGUCCUUCUUCUGGAUAAUACUGUACAAGCUUUCAGAGUUAAUAAACAGGAUCAGGGGCAAGUUCUGUUGGAUGUAGUCUUCACGCAUCUUGACUUGACUGAGCGUGACUAUUUUGGUUUGCAGUUGGCGGACGAUUCCACGGACAACCCAAGGUGGCUGGAUCCAAACAAACCAGUAAGGAAGCAGCUAAAGAAACUGCUUUUAUUAAUUCUAGGAGGAUCUCCUUACAGUUUGAACUUUAGAGUCAAAUUUUUUGUAAGUGACCCCAACAAGUUACAAGAAGAAUAUACAAGGUACCAGUAUUUUUUGCAAAUCAAACAAGACAUUCUUACUGGAAGAUUGCCCUGUCCUUACAACACUGCUGCUCUUUUGGCUUCAUUUGCUGUUCAGUCUGAACUUGGAGACUACAGUCAAUCAGAAAACGUGCCAGGCUACCUCUCAGAUUAUUCUUUCAUUCCUAGUCAACCUCAAGAUUUUGAAAAAGAAAUUGCAAAAUUACAUCAGCAACAUACAGGCUUAUCUCCUGCAGAAGCAGAAUUUAAUUACCUGAACACAGCACGUACCUUAGAACUCUAUGGAGUUGAAUUCCACUAUGCAAGGGAUCAAAGUAACAAUGAAAUUAUGAUUGGAGUGAUGUCAGGAGGAAUUCUGAUUUAUAAGAACAGAGUACGAAUGAACACCUUUCCAUGGUUGAAGAUUGUAAAAAUUUCUUUUAAGUGCAAACAGUUUUUUAUUCAACUGAGAAAAGAAUUGAAUGAAUCUAGAGAAACAUUAUUGGGAUUUAACAUGGUGAAUUACAGAGCAUGUAAAAACUUGUGGAAAGCAUGUGUAGAACAUCACACAUUCUUCCGUUUGGACAGACCACUUCCACCUCAAAAGAAUUUUUUUGCACAUUAUUUUACAUUAGGUUCAAAAUUCCGGUAUUGUGGGAGAACUGAAGUCCAGUCAGUUCAGUAUGGCAAAGAAAAGGCAAAUAAAGACAGGGUGUUUGCAAGAUCCCCAAGUAAGCCCUUGGCACGGAAAUUAAUGGAUUGGGAAGUAGUAAGCAGAAAUUCACUCUCAGAUGACAGGUUAGAAACACAAAGCCUUCCAUCGCGAUCUCCACCUGGAACUCCUAAUCAUCGAAAUUCUGCAUUCACCCAAGAGGGAGCCCGGUUACGGCCGUCUUCGGUGGGCCACUUGGUCGGCCACAUGGUUCACACCUGCGCAGGCGAGGCAUUCGUGAGUCAUCAGUCUCCAUCUUCCACUCAAGCUAACAGCAUUGUUUUGGAAUCAUCACCAUCACAAGAGACUCCUGGAGAUGGGCAGCCUCCAGCUUUACCACCCAAACAAUCAAAGAAAAAUAUUUGGAACCAAAUUCAUUAUUCACAUUCUCAACAAGACCUGGAAAACCAUAUUAAUGAAACAUUUGAUGUUCCAUCUUCCCCUGAAAAAUCUACUCCUAAUGGUGGUAUUCCACAUGAUAAUCUUGUCCUAAUCAAAAUGAAGCCCGAUGAAAAUGGAAGAUUUGGAUUCAAUGUAAAGGGAGGAUGUGAUCAGAAGAUGCCUGUGAUCGUGUCCCGAGUUGCGCCAGGAACACCUGCUGACCUGUGUGUCCCUCGAUUGAACGAAGGGGACCAAGUGGUACUGAUCAAUGGUCGGGACAUUGUGGAACACACCCAUGACCAGGUGGUCCUGCUCAUCAAAGCAAGCUGCGAGAGGCAUUCUGGGGAGCUUGUCCUUCUGGUUCGACCUAAUGCUGUAUAUGAUGUAGUGGAAGAAAAGCUAGAGAAUGAGCCAGACUUCCAGUACAUUCCUGAGAAAGCCCCGCUGGAUAGCAUCCAUCAGGAUGACCAUUCCCUGCGGGAGUCGAUGGUCCAGCUUGCUGCCGGGCUUAUCACUGGAACUGUGCUGACACAGUUUGAUCAACUAUAUCGGAAAAAACCUGGAAUGACAAUGUCUUGUGCCAAAUUACCUCAGAACAUUUCCAAAAAUAGAUACAGAGAUAUUUCGCCUUAUGAUGCUACACGGGUCAUUUUAAAGGGUAAUGAAGACUAUAUCAAUGCAAAUUAUAUAAAUAUGGAAAUUCCUUCUUCUAGAAUUAUAAAUCAGUACAUUGCUUGUCAAGGGCCAUUACCACACACUUGUACAGAUUUCUGGCAGAUGACUUGGGAACAAGGCUCUUCCAUGGUUGUGAUGUUGACCACACAGGUUGAACGUGGCAGAGUUAAGUGUCACCAGUAUUGGCCAGAACCCGCAGGAAGUUCAUCCUAUGGAUGCUACCAAGUCACCUGCCACUCAGAGGAAGGGAACACUGCGUAUGUCUUCAGGAAGAUGACGCUGUUUAAUCAGGAGAAAAAUGAGAGUCGUCAACUCACUCAGAUCCAGUAUAUAGCCUGGCCCGACCAUGGGGUCCCUGAUGAUUCAAGUGACUUUCUGGAUUUUGUUUGCCAUGUGCGAAAUACGAGGGCCGGCAAGGAGGAACCUAUUGUUGUUCAUUGCAGUGCUGGGAUUGGAAGAACCGGUGUUCUUAUUACUAUGGAAACAGCCAUGUGUCUCAUUGAAUGCAAUCAGCCAGUUUAUCCACUAGAUAUUGUGAGAACAAUGCGAGAUCAACGAGCCAUGAUGAUCCAAACUCCUAGUCAGUACAGAUUUGUAUGUGAAGCUAUUUUGAAAGUUUAUGAAGAAGGAUUUGUUAAACCUUUGACAACGUCAUCAAAUAAAUAAGAAAGCAAAGGUCUGGAAUAUGUGUGGAAGACUGCUCUCCGUUAUAUUCACUGGGCCAUAAUACUGCUUGCAGGAAUGGCAUCCAAACAGACAAAAAAAGAACUAACAAAUACUGAAAACUUAAGCACUGUUGCACUUUAUGUUUUAAAAAAAAAGUCACCCUCUCAAAAUCUAGGAUUCAUGUGUUUGAAGACUAUUUCAUGCUUUGCUCCAAACAAAUAGCGAGUAACUGAGUAUGUUCAGGGUAAUUUACAAAGUUUUGUGGUGGUGCCACGCAGUCCCCUUCUGGUCGAAAUUGCCGCAAACAAGGCUCUGAAUUCUCAUCAUCUCUGUUGUACGCCUGUAUUUUGAAAGCAAAAAGAAGUCAACAUCGGAAGUCAGCUCUGGUGUUUCCCGGUGAUUCCUGUUCUUACUACACGGAUUACCAGAUGUUACUUUUUCAAUGUUAGCAAUAUCACUCUCAGUAUUAGCCAGUACACUGCCUAUGGAUGCAGCACAUCUCUCCCUACACUCCCCCCGUAGAGACCUGCUGUUUGGAAGAAGACAGGUGGAAUUUGCUUUUCCCAGGAAAUGCUGCACAUUGUCCAUUUACCAGCAUCUUAUAGAAAGUAUAAAUAUGAAUCUACAAAUUUUCUUGAAUUUAAUAAUGUAACUUAUAUUUAUCAUAAGGUUGGCUUAUUCCAAAUCAUGUGAUUUCACAUACUUGAUGUAAAGGAAUGCAUGCGUUUGUCUUAACCCCUUAAGUGCCUUGAGACGUCUUUGUAUGUCUAAUGAAAAGGCACUCCUUUGACCCCACUAGGAGGUAUGUAUGUAUAUUGUACAUUUACAGUUUUAUGCAUUUUGAAUCAGUUCACAUUUUUAAAAAUAGCUUCUCGUAUUGAGAGUUAUGCAGUCAAAGAAGAGUAAUGAAAUUCUGUUUCUUACUCAGUUCCUGUAUUUUGCCAGAAGAAGCCAAGAUAAUUUGUGUUCUGCUGAGUGAACGCUCUGCUGCUAUGGAAUUAUUCAAAACCUGCACAUUCCUUUCCUGAGGGACAGGGGUUACAGUUUAGCAGCUGAAGUUAAAAGAUGCUUUAUUCUUAAAAUUUCUUAUUUAUUUUAUCCCUAACUUUACAAAUGACAUCUAAUACACACAUAAAGUGAACAUAUGGAUACUCUAAGCUAAAGUUAGAGCAGCUAGUUGUGACAUGUUUCUGUCACUAACUAGGUGAUCCCUCUUAAGCAUUCAUUUCAGUUCUUACCAAGCUUUGUUCACACUGGUCUGUUGGUUGGGAUACUACAAGCGGGGAAUGAAACGUCGUAGAGUUACUUACAAACGUAAUCCCUCAGUAGGUGAACUGAGGGCGUUCUGGUCAUUCUCGUGUAAAUUAAAUUGCUCCAGUUUAUAUCUCCUUACUAAGUUAUAAGCAUAAUAUGGGGAGGUUGGAUUGUCUAGCCUGGUGGAGGACCUGAUUCCCUUUUGAGGAUGUGUGUAUUCUUCUCUUCAGGUGUUUUUAUUUUUAAGUCCUCAGAGAGAUAGAACUUUGAAAUUGCCCAGUUUUAAUAUAAGUGGAAAUUUUCUCAGCUAUUGAAAUGUUACAUUACACAGUUAUUUCCUAUGGAUUAUGGUUAAAAUAGAUUCAUUUACUGCUGGCUUCUGAAUAUUUCUGUACAGUGUUGAUAAAAUCUACAGUUGAAUGGUAGAUAUUUUGGAAUGUCAUGUAGUGUGAGCAGGAGAAUGUACAUUUUUAAAUCUUUAGUAUAAUCUAAAUGAUGUUAUUUCAAAUAUUCAAAAUCCAAAAUAGUAAAUUUUAGGAAGUUAAGUCCUAAACAUGAAUAGCCAAGAUACCAAAUAUAUUAUUGUGUUCAAAUAUUUUACCUUUUUUUUAAUAGAGAAAAGUACGCAUAACCUUAUAUCAAAGAGAAAUUCUUGUAUCUAUUUCUUAAUUUCACAGUCAAGACAGUGUAAGAUAGUAAUAACUAUGCACAGUCUUACUUGAACAUUCCAUUCUCUGCCGACAGAUAGAUGUGAUUUAGGUGGCGUGUCCAUCAUGGUAAGUUGAAAAGGGAGAGAGUAAAAUGUUGGAGGGUCUACAUAAUUAAUAGCUGUUUUGGCAGUAGUUUUUCACCUGAAUUAAAAAGAAAACCUGUCCUAACUAUAUGGACAGAAUAUGACACCACAGGUAAAAAGAGAAAGCAUAGAUAUAACCAGAUAAAUGUUAGAGUUGGUCUGUUCUUUGAUUUAGGGCUCUGUGCACACUUCUGAGAGUGACUCUAAUAGUUUGUUGGUAGUGAGCACUGCUGCCUUUUUUAAUGAUCAGUGACAGCCUUUAAAUGAUAAUAUAUUAGAAGUUUAAAGUUACAUUUAAAUUUCUCAUAUAUGAAUUUUUCAUCUGGAAACUAACCCCGUCAGUGUUUUUAUGUACAGAAAAGUUCCUUUUUAAAAGACGUAUUUAUUAGGAUCUUAAAUUUAAAAUAAAUUAUCCUUCACAGCUUCUUAAAGUGGACAUGCUAAGAUAUGGUUCCCUGUUCACCUAACAGAUAAGACUUAUGCCUGAGAAUUUUUUUUUGGGUCGCACGGUGGAAUCUUAGUUCCCCUACCAGGGAUUAAACCCUGGCCCAUGGCAGUGAAAAUGCAAGUCCCAACCACUGGACCACCAGGGAACUCCCUGCUUGAGAAUGUUUUUAAUCUGUUCAUCUAUCCAAAUAGGGUUCUAGGAAUAAUCUCAUCUUUCAUACACCAAGUAGGUCUAGAUUCCAUUCAUAUCAGUGUAAUAGUGUGGACGAAAAUGCCAGAUUUCUUGUAUCUAAACUACUCUCUCCCUCCAGCAGCUGACCCCACCCCCACCCCAGUCCACACCCUCAAGAAAUCUGUGCUGUUCACUCUCACAACUGGAAAUAGGUAUUGGUGAAUCAAGGGGCUUUUGUAAAUGCUAAGAAAUGAUUGUAAAAACCCUUCCUCUCUAAUUUAGGAUGGUUUUACCAUGUGCAUUUUAGAUGUUAUAUUGCACAUCUGAUUGUGUAUAAAGGUUGAGGAAUAUUUUGGAAGAGACUGCAUUCACAAAAAGAAUACUUGGUAGUAUUUGUUAAACCAAUGCAUACAUUCAAAACAGACGCAGAGUAAAUAGCAUAAAAAAUAAUUUCACUUGUGUGGCCUGCUAGCACAAGCGGGGGGGUGGGGAGCAUUGACCAAGCUGAUUAAGAGUAAAGGGAAAAUUUAUAUAUAAAAGCUGACUUUAAGUGUGUAAAGGUAUUUUAAGCCAUUAACACAGUUGCUUGAAAGUUUCAAGUACUAAUAUAUACACACAGAGGUGGUUUUGUGUGAUUAUGUAUUUGUGUCUUUCACAAAGGCUAAUACUAACAAACAGGGGUAAAGGAGUAUGUUAACUGUAGAGUUGUUUAUAAUCUGUUGGCAGGUCUGACCAGGUCUAAUCAGGUAUUUGAACAAAAGCCUCCUUCUCCACUGGAAGUACUACAACCUGAGAGCUGAAAGAAACUUGAAAGAUUUUAUCCAUUCUCACCUUCUAUUAUUAUAGGCAACCUGUGUGAAUAUCACAAAUUCUUGUGAAGUUCAGUCUAUUUCGGUUCAAGAAUUAUACUCAGGCAGUGUUUUUACUUAGUAAGUUGAUGACCUUAGAAGAUGUCAUUUAAUUUAGAAAACAAGUAGGCUUUAAAAAGAAAUCCUAAUUAGGGCCUUGACUCUGCUUGUCAUGCUUCCCUGAUAAACAAUAGCUUUUGUCAAGUAUUUAGGCUGAUAUACAUGCGGUGUGAAAACAUUCUGAAAUGCAAAUUAGAGGACUAAUUUUUAAAAGCACUUAAAACAUAGAACUAAGAUUUCGAAUGUAUGUCCACUUAUAAUUAAAUAAUUUAUGUUCAUAAUGUGAACAUGUAGUAGAAUUAAAGCAUUACUUGUUUUAUAAUCUUAUUGGGAAGGGAGAAGGAAACAAGAAUUUUUAACAAUGUUCUAUUUAAUAACUGUGUUUUGAAUAUUUAAAGGUAUUCUGAUGGUAAAAUUGCCAAAGUAGUUUUGAAUUCAUAAAAAUUAUUUAUGCCACGAUAAUGUGGGAUAUGUUUACAGCUCUUUUAUUUUGUAGUAGUUAUUUUGUUAGUUCGGGUAAAUUUGCGUUUAAGUCACUUACAUUAAGGUAAAUAUUUGUUGGAACAAACAUCUAUUAAUAAUAAGACAAGAGAAAGAGAAAUUAUGCCCAGCUUGUUAUGGAAGCUGCCACAUCAACAAAGUAACUACUUUAUGUUAACACAGCCUACUUCCCUCCCUUGCUUCAGCUAGCCAACCACAAUUUCUGCAACCUUGUUUUUUCUGUUUCCUCUAAGUAAAAUACCUAUGUUUUUAAAACCCACUGGAUUAAUUUUAUCAAAUAUCAGAAUUACUGAUCUGUUGGCAGAGAUUUAUUGGUGUCUCUCAGCGUGAUCACAACACAGCUUGUAGCAACUAUUUUAUAAAGUUUUUAGAGAAUUGUGUAGCUCCAAAGAAAUUUGUAUAAUAACAAAACUUACUUGAGGGCUAACUGAUAAUAGGUAAUUUCAACAAUUUUAUAGAGAUUCCAUGCAGUUAAUCCCUAGAUGUACUUUUUGGGUUUAAUUUACUUUACAAUAUCUGCAACUGUUUCCAACACAAUGUUUUAUUAUACACAGACUUCAUUUAUUCUCGGUAGCAAUUCCUACAAUAAGCCUUUCAGUGUUAUCAAAAACAAGCCCUAUUUCAGCAAGAAAUUAGAUAUUUUAUUUUUAUAAUCUGGGUGAAAUUGUUGUGGGUAGACACCAAAUAGUUACUUCUGUUUCCAUAUCUAAAUUUGCUGCUAUUUAUUUGUAUGUUUUUCUGCUGCAGUUUACUGUUGAUUUCUAAAGCUUCGUAGCCAUUGUUAUCUUUAUUGUAGUAAUCCAAGGUAAAUGGCCAGCCAGAGGUAGACUCUACUGGGGUACUAUCCAUCAACGUUGACUAGGUAGGGUUCAUUGCAUAAAUAAGUAAACCAAUUUUUUUUUUUAAUUACAAAGUGAAAGGUAUUAGCAAUAUUGCAAGUUAAAGACUACAAUUUUAGGAGGAGGUUCUAAUGUUUAACCUCCUGAAACCUUUUAAAAUUUCCAAUACAAGAGUGAAAAUGUCUGAAAGCCUUGUUAUGCUCAUAGAAGUUUCAGUUAAACUGUAGAAUUUUCCUACCUGUUGUGUAAAUGAUACAGAAAAUAUUUUUCUAUGGACAAAAGAUUGAAACUGUUAACUUCUUUUGCUUCAUUGUUUAAACAGGAAAAAAAAUGAUAUUUGUAUGUCUUUCAUGCUGUAAAGAAAUGAAUGUAUCUUUCAGAUGUUAUUAGAAUUAAGACUUGAUUCUAAGGAUACUCUGUUUUAAAAAAAAAAGCAAGGGACUGAAAAGGAAAGGAAGAGUGUUUUCCACUUCAUUAGACAAAAUGUAGUUUUAGAAGAAAAAUGUAAUUUUCUUUAUAAACAAGAGCAAUCAUUGACACAUAUUUCAAUAUUUCAGAUACCUUCUUUUUCACUUUGUGUUAGCUCUAGAAUAGAAAUUUUCAAAACAGUGUUUGCAUACUGUUUUUAAGUGUAAAAUAAUUGAAUUCUAGACUUCUGGGGUGUGGAGGGGUAUGUAUGUGAGGGUAAGCAUUCUGCUGCAUGUGUUUACCGUGAAGGAAAGUUCUCAGGCUUUGUCACUGUGCCAGCCACAAAUGAGGACACCACUCUGAGCGUGUGACUUCGGUGAAGCCAGAAAACCAUGCCUACAAGUCACCACAAUAAAUAUGUGUAGAGGCCCUGACGAGUGAAUAGUUUGCUUUCUGUUCUCAGUAUCUUGGACGGGUAAGACCACUGAGCCCAACUCUGACCUGUAGCAGUGGUGUCUUAUGUGGUUAAGGGCUUAUUAAUUGAGCUGAACAGAAGACAGAAAAGGCCCUCCAUUUUAAACCAACAUGCAUGAUUAAUUUGUUCAACAAUUUCUUUGAAAAGUAGUAUUUAUUAUCACUCACUAAGCUUGACUCAGUGGGGUCUUCAUUAUUUUGACUCUUACUUCCACCCCUGCAACUUAAAAAAAAUUAUUCAUUUCCCUUUACAGUAGAGUCUUUGUGAAGUGAGGUAAUAUUUUCCUUCAUUAACUUUUGUUACAGUUGUUAAAGGGUUAAUACCAGGCCCCCUCGACCCUGAGAGUUUACAAAAAUUAGCAAAUAUUACUUCUGAUAAUCUUAACUAAAAUGUCACAUUGCUACAUGAAAUUAUCACCAUGAAGCCAUCAAGGAGACAGCCCUACUUAGAAUGUUAGACCAAAAUAGGUGCUGAUUUGUGGUUUCCCUAAAUCCACUGUAGUCACACUUGAACCCAUUUUACCUUUUAUUAAAAGAAACUUUUUCAUUUCUACUCCUGAAUUGUAGUGUUCCAGUUUUUUGCCUCCCUGAGCAAGAAAUUUUCAACCCAGUCCUGGGAGUCUCUGGCACUCUUUUCCCACCCUUCAGUUAAUUGACAAGAUUAUUCAUGCUUUCUUGUAGGUCAGGUUUCAAUGCUGAAAUUGAUUUCUUGAAUUUGAAAUAGCACUUUAUUUCAUGCUUACUACUGACUUAAUUUAUACAUUUAAAGAUAAAAUUUAUCCUAGGAGUUUUGUAAAUAUGGAAAAGUAUAAUGGAUUAGCAUGUAGAGCUCAUUGGAUUGGACCCAAGUUUAAAUGCUUUAUGAUGAUCUCUUGAUCAUUUGGUAUUUAAAAGGUAACUUGUAUGAUUUUAGCUUUGCAACUUUUCUGUAAUUUAUUUAGUACAAUAAAGGCUACCCAGUUGACAGUCUUGCUGUACUCUGAGUUCUCUCAGCUAGCUUCAGCCAAGUUUGGUUCACUAUAAUCAUUCUGCUUUGCAUUUUUGUACAUUACAUGAACACCUGGAAAUCAAAUUGUUUUCUUUUGAGUUGUACCACCAGUAAGUUGAAGGGGGCAAAGUCCUGACACUUUGUAUACAUGUUGAGAGGCAGGACUUGAGACUAAAAGUUUACAUUUAGCUGUUUUCGCUUUCUGUCAUUAGAAUGUUUGUGCUUAGGCAAAUAGAAACUUCCAGCCCAGUGUUCCUGCAGCAUCCCUGGAUGUUACAGUGACAAUCCGUGUUGUAAUCUUUUCAAAUAAGAAAAGCUACUCUUUAUUUUCUACAGUGUAGGCUUAAUUUUAGGACAGUUUAGUAUCUACUCAUCAAUGAUAUUUUUAAGUAGUAGUUUUAAAAAUGAUAUUUCUAUGUAGAGGCUGUUUGGGGAUUUUUUUUUUUUCUUGUAACAGGUGCUAUAUGUAAAUAUGAAGGGCAAAAAGUAAUUUAGUUAAAAGUCUAGUUUAUUUCCUAAUUAAAUUAUGAUUUUUGCAUAUUUGCUGCCAUUUCACGUUUGUACUAAACUAGUAACUAAGCCAAGUGGAAUUAGCCCCUUAAUUUUUAAAAUUCUCUUCCCCCAUUUCACAAAAAUAUCUCUCCCCAUAUGGUUUCCAUAAUUAGGAGACAAAGAAGCUUAAAAUGUGUAAGCUUGAAUUUGGUCAGCACUGGAUAACUUGAAAUCAUCACCGUGCAUUUGUCACUGCAGCUUACUGUGUGCUUGAAAGGCCUUGUGGAUUUGUUUUCAUUUCAGUGAAAAAUUAGAAUUCCUGCAAUGAAUCUCGUGUAAAAAAAAAAAACUGAAUACUAACAGCAAACAGGAUAAAAAUGUUGAUUUGUGUUAAAACUGUUUUAGCCCUAAGAGCAGUUUGUGUUAUGUGAAACGCUACUGUUAUACAUAUUUUGUUGGCCAUAAUUCACUUUGAUUGAGAAGUAGUUGUUCAGGUUCAAACGUGAGAAAACUCUAGCUGUGACUUUAAAUUGUUCAAAUGCAAAAUAAAGAUGUGCUUUAGUAACUUAAGUAUAGGAGUUUUGAAGAUUAUUUUAUGGGAGCUUUCGUUGUUGGGCUUUUCUAACAAUGGUUAGUUUUUUUCAUUAGUGGGUGAU
Molecule: messenger RNA, 10891 nt
Organism: Hippopotamus amphibius kiboko
Lineage: Eukaryota; Metazoa; Chordata; Mammalia; Artiodactyla; Hippopotamidae
Gene: PTPN4
Product: protein tyrosine phosphatase non-receptor type 4
Exons: 27
Coding region: 158-2959 (933 amino acids)
Biological process (GO): protein dephosphorylation
Cellular component (GO): cytoplasm; cytoplasmic side of plasma membrane; cytoskeleton
Molecular function (GO): protein tyrosine phosphatase activity; cytoskeletal protein binding
Source: RefSeq, a predicted model, not a curated record